AUGUUUGUCGACACGCGCCGGCUCCUCGCCGCCUUGCCGCCGACGGACGUCGCGCGCCUUCGGACGCUCAAGAUGACGGCGACGACGGCGGCCAACGUCAUGUACGGCUCGGCGACGCUGACGCACCACAUGGACCUCGUGUGCCAGCACCCGGUCGACGGCCAGGAGAUCCUUCGCUUCCACGAGCCGUGGGACGCCGACAAGACCAACCUCCAGCCGACACAGAUUGCGAUCCGCAGCAAGAACGAGGCGGCGACCGAGGCCGACCACGCGAUCGAGCAAGCGUGGGUCUUCGAGAAGCUCGUGCCACUCCUCUACAGCGACGAGUUCAAGUACGCGCACGAGUGGCAAGCCGGCGACUACGUGCUCUCGGACAACUAUGCGCAGCUGCACAGCCGGACGCCCGUGCCGAAAGCAGGCCGGGAGAUCCGCCGCAUCCACCUCAACUAG
This is a messenger RNA of Saprolegnia parasitica CBS 223.65, 450 nucleotides long. RefSeq lists its product as hypothetical. The record is from RefSeq and is a predicted model, not a curated record. The transcript has a single exon. Bases 1 to 450 code for a protein of 149 amino acids. NCBI's taxonomy places the organism in Eukaryota, Oomycota, Saprolegniomycetes, Saprolegniales, Saprolegniaceae. Gene Ontology annotation, molecular function: oxidoreductase activity.